GAGCCAGGCUUAGAAACGAGAAAAAUAAAAUCGAAUAAAAAACGAAAACAGAAGAAGUCUGAAGGUGGCGGAGGGAGGGAGAAACUACGAUUUCAACUUUGUAGCGGACUAGAAAAGUUGGCGUCAGCCCUUCUCCAACUCCCUAGUUCGCCAGGUGCGACCGAGUCCAUUCUUCUAUAUUCAAGGUCAUAUCUUUCCUCAUUUUCUUUCCACUUCUCUACUCUUUUUCUUCUCUAGUUUCUUUCAGACGAAUCUCCUCCUCUAAGCCAUGGCUUCUACUUCUAGACCUGCCUGUAAAUCUUCUCCUCUUUUGUUUUUGUUUAUCUUCGCAUUCGGUUUGCAGACUUGCCAUGGCUCCGGGACCUUCGGCUUCGAUAUUCACCACAGGUUCUCGGACCCCGUCAAGGGAGUUCUCCCCGUCGACGACUUGCCAGAGAAGGGAAGUCUUGAUUACUACUCUGCUUUGGUCCAUCGAGACCGUUUUAUUAGAGGCCGCGGACUUGCUAGCAACGACAAUAAUCAGUCUCUCACUUUCAUCAAUGGGAACACUACCAUUCGUCAGAAUGCCUUGGGAUUUUUGCAUUAUGCCAAUGUUUCACUGGGGACACCAAGUUUGUCAUAUCUGGUGGCACUGGACACCGGAAGUGACCUGUUCUGGGUGCCAUGUAAUUGUGUCAACUGCCUUAAAACAUUGAGGAGGUCGUCUGGAGCUGUGGUAAAUCUCAACAUUUACGGUCCAAAUAUUUCAACAACUAGCAAAAUUGUUUCCUGCAACAGCAGUUUGUGUGAAAGUCAAAGAUGUUCUGGAACACCAAAUGUUUGCCCUUAUAGUGUUUCAUAUCUUUCUAAUGGUACUUCAUCUGCUGGAUACUUGGUGGAGGAUAUUUUGCACUUGACGACAAACAAUAUUCGUCCAGAAUUUGUUGAUGCACCAAUCACAUUUGGUUGUGGUAAAGUUCAGACUGGUUCUUUUCUGGUUGGUGCUGCCCCCAAUGGUUUGUUUGGGCUUGGUAUGGAUAAAUUAUCGGUUCCAAGCAUUUUAUCAAGUGCAGGCUUCACUGCAAAUUCUUUCUCCAUGUGUUUUGGAACAGAUGGUAUUGGAAGAAUCGUUUUUGGAGACAAAGGUAGCACAGACCAUGAAGAAACUCCAUUUGAAAUUAACCAGUUACACCCAACAUAUAAUAUCACAAUGACUCAGAUAAUUGUUGAAAAUGAUGCCAUCGAAAUCAAUUUGAGUGCAAUUUUUGACUCAGGAACUUCAUUCACAUACUUAACUGAUCCAGUUUACACGCGUCUUGCUGAGAGUUUCAACGCCCAGGCCCAAGACAAACGAAAUCAACCUGAUCCCCAAAUACCAUUUGAAUACUGCUACAGUAUUAGUUUGAAUGCGACAAGCAUCAUCGUACCUAAUGUAACUCUAACCAUGAAAGGUGGAAAUCAGUUUCCUGUUCUUGAUACCAUAGUUGUAGUCUCUUCCAAAGAUGCACUGUAUUAUUGUUUGGGUGUUGUAAAGAGCCCGGAUGUGAACAUCAUUGGUCAAAACUUCAUGACUGGGUACCAUUUAGUAUUUGACCGUGAGAAGCUGGUAUUGGGUUGGAAGCAAUCCAAUUGUUACGACAUCGAGGUUUCCAACACUUCGAUAGUAAAUACUCGAAACUCUACUGUAGUGCCUCCUGCUGUUGCUGUUGAACCGGGUAACCAUAGUCGUGAAGCCACGACACAGACUGGGAAUGGUUCAAAUAUGUCAGGAACAUUACCUCCUCCCAUUCAGGGCUGGUCAUUACUUUUGAGUUCCUUCAGUUGCAUUUUCUUGGUUCUUCCAUUUUUAGGCAAGUUUUGAUCAUUCUCCUUGGACUAUAUACAGCCUAUUACAUCAAAUUUUUUAGACCAGCCAGUUUAUCACGUCUAUUUAUAGACCUCCUACCCCCAAUUGUCCUCCGAUAGCUACACUUUACACUAAAAUGGAGGCAUUCCUGGUUUCCUUCCCUUUGGCCAGGUGGUAAGUUUAAUCAUUUUCCUUUCUAAGCAUGCCAUCACAUUACUUUUGAACUAUUGAUUGUAAACAUUUAUAAUAAGUUAAUAACCAGGUGUUGAUAGUAUUUAUAGAAGGGAGCUGUUAUAAAUA
This is a messenger RNA of Nelumbo nucifera (sacred lotus), 2125 nucleotides long. RefSeq names its product aspartyl protease family protein 1-like. Gene Ontology annotation, biological process: proteolysis. The record is from RefSeq and is a predicted model, not a curated record. NCBI's taxonomy places the organism in Eukaryota, Viridiplantae, Streptophyta, Magnoliopsida, Proteales, Nelumbonaceae. Gene Ontology annotation, molecular function: aspartic-type endopeptidase activity.